GGAUGACCUCCAAAGGUUGCUUUGAUGAUUCUGUACAAAAUGUAUGUUAAGUACCUACCAUGAUAUCUGACUCAUUACAAACCCUGAACAAGUGUUAGCUGUUACAGUUAUUACUGGAAAAGGCACUGUGCAGGCAAGAGAGAACUGCAGAGGUAAAUUGGUGUAGCACACAGGCUUCAGAGCUAGGCUCGGACUCAAAUCUGUGCUCUGGAACUAAUCAUCUAUGUGGUCUUAGGCAAGUUACUUAACCUCCCUGAAUCUCAGUUUUUCAACUGUCAAAUGGAGAAUAAUUAUAGACCCCACUUCAUGGAGAGGUCAUGAGGAUUAAAUGAGAUAAUGCAUAUGAAGUGCUUGACACAGUUCCUGGUACGUAACAGAUGCUCAAUAAAUCAUCGUGCUGACGAAGCAGAGGAAGAGGAGAGUAUAAUGGUGGGUGUUUUUGCCCUGCCAGUGGCCACGUGAGAAAGUGUGUGAUGUUCAGGUACUUGUGCCUGUGAAUUGGUUGUGUGGGAACUUUGGAUUGUCUGGGGGUGUAUGAGUAUGUAGACAUAUAUGGUGUUAGGCCACUUCUGGCCUUCCUUUUCUCCCUGUGUCUUUGAACCUGAAGUCAGCAAAGGGUGCUCGAGGGAGUCUGGACUAUUUCCAACUUUCCUUCUUGGAGACACUUAUCUGCUGCCUUCCUCAGUCUCCCCUUCUCUCAGUGAGGUUGUAAGGAAUGAGUUCUUUUUUGGACUUAGGCCUGUGGCUCCUCUGUGACCUCUGAUUUGUGUCCUUUGCCCUCCUAGAAUCCAGCCUUGUCACAUCAUCCUGCCCCCUUGGUUUUGGAAGUCCUGGAAACAGUCGGUCUGGAGGAGGAGGACAUUGAUGUGCUCAGUUUGCAGCCAGUGGUGAAGAGAUGGCUGCUCCUGUCCCGUGGGCCUGCUGUGCUGUGCUCGCUGCCACUGCCGUCGUCUACGCCCAGAGACACAGUCCUCAGGAAGUACCCCACGUGCAGUACGAGCGCCUAGGUUCAGAUGUGACUCUGCCAUGUGGGACAGCAAACUGGGAUGCAGCAGUGACAUGGAGGGUAAAUGGGACAGACCUGGCCCCCGACCUGCUCAACGGCUCUCAGCUUGUUCUUCAUGGCUUGGAACUGGGCCACAGCGGCCUCUAUGCCUGCUUCCACCGUGACUCUUGGCACCUGCACCACCAGGUCCUCCUACAUGUGGGCUUGCCGCCGCGGGAGCCCGUGCUCAGUUGCCGUUCCAACACUUACCCCAAGGGCUUCUACUGCAGCUGGCAUCUGCCCACCCCUACCUACAUCCCCAACACCUUCAAUGUGACUGUGCUGCACGGCUCCAAAAUCAUGGUCUGUGAGAAGGACCCAGCCCUCAAGAACCGCUGCCACAUCCGCUACAUGCACCUGUUCUCCACCAUCAAGUACAAGGUCUCGAUAAGUGUCAGCAAUGCCCUGGGCCACAAUGCUACAGCUAUCACCUUCGACGAGUUCACCAUUGUGAAGCCUGACCCUCCAGAAAAUGUGGUAGCCCGACCAGUACCCAGCAACCCUCGCCGGCUGGAGGUGACUUGGCAGACUCCUUCGACCUGGCCUGACCCUGAGUCCUUUCCUCUCAAGUUCUUUCUGCGCUACCGACCCCUCAUCCUGGACCAGUGGCAACAUGUAGAGCUGUCAGAUGGCACAACGCACACCAUCACAGAUGCCUAUGCUGGGAAGGAGUACAUCAUCCAGGUGGCGGCCAAGGACAAUGAGAUUGGGACAUGGAGUGACUGGAGCGUGGCUGCUCAUGCCACACCCUGGACUGAGGAGCCACGACACCUCACCACUGAGGCCCAGGCUCCGGAGACCACGACCAGCACCACCAGCUCACUGGCACCCCCACCCACCACGAAGAUUUGUGACCCUGGGGAGCUGGGCAGCGGCGGAGGACCCUCAGCACCCUUCUUGAUCAGUGUCCCUGUAACUCUGGCCCUGGCUGCCGCUGCCGCCACUGCCAACAGUCUUCUGAUCUGAGCCCGGCAUCCCGUGAGGACAUGCCAGCGCACCUGCAGAGGAGCAGGAGGCCGGAGCUGAGCCCGCAGACUCCAGUUUCUAUUUUGCACACGGGCAGGAGGACCUUCUGCAUUCUCUUCAAACAUAAUUUGUAGAGACCCCGGCAGGCCUGGGCCUGCCACCCCCUAGCCCUGCCACACCACGUUGGCCCUCCUUGGUCCCUCAGGGGAGGAGGACCCCGCAGCUAACCCACCCACCAAAGACCCCCCAC
Messenger RNA from Enhydra lutris kenyoni (northern sea otter), 2261 nucleotides. Its product is annotated as ciliary neurotrophic factor receptor. Lineage: Eukaryota; Metazoa; Chordata; Mammalia; Carnivora; Mustelidae. Gene Ontology annotation, cellular component: external side of plasma membrane; ciliary neurotrophic factor receptor complex; CNTFR-CLCF1 complex. The transcript has 9 exons. The record is from RefSeq and is a predicted model, not a curated record. Gene Ontology annotation, biological process: cytokine-mediated signaling pathway. The coding region runs from base 896 to 2011 and encodes 371 amino acids. Gene Ontology annotation, molecular function: ciliary neurotrophic factor receptor activity; cytokine binding.